Messenger RNA from Caenorhabditis remanei, 1290 nucleotides. RefSeq lists its product as uncharacterized. The transcript has 5 exons. Lineage: Eukaryota; Metazoa; Nematoda; Chromadorea; Rhabditida; Rhabditidae. The record is from RefSeq and is a predicted model, not a curated record. Bases 1 to 1290 code for a protein of 429 amino acids.
AUGCCUAUCGUCUACGAUGAACUACACGCACAAGAUGAACGCAAUCCAAAUGAAAUAAGUUUUAGUUUCAACGACCAAGAAGCUCAACCCGCUAAACGGACAAAAUUUAACUACAAACAUAUUGGAGGGUCUACAGGAGUAUCCACUGUGGUCACAGCUUAUUUCGUUGAAUAUUUAGUUGAUGACUAUUUAAUAUCGGUGGUUUGUGAAGAUGUGGACGCAUUUGUGAGGCAUCAGACAAAGAAAUUGGCAUACUUUUCAUUAACCCUUUUGAAACGCGAUGGAAAUCAGAACUUGCUAGAGCCGAUCAUCAACAGAGUGUGUCGAUGUUUGGAGAACUCAUUGCAAUCGAGAAAUGAAAAGUUGAAAGUGGAACGUAUCGAUCUGUCAGUUCUCGAAAUAAGCCAAGCUGUAUCAGCAGUCAACCUACUCGACCAAGAGAUUCUACAAGCGGUUGGUGUACAUUUGCCGUUUGAAGAGCGGGUAUUCAAAGCUGAUGACUUCAUACCUCUAAUCGAAGGUCAGAGACAGCAGAGGUUGGAUCUGGGAAUUAUGUUAUAUGAAUUUUCAUUGCAAGUGUUAGAGGAAGUGAGAAAGCUCUUGACCUACACUUCCAAACUCAAUUCUAUCAUUAUUGCCUAUACAAUUAUUGAUGAAAGAUGCAUUGAGUUGAUUGCCGAAGCAGGGCACUCGUCAGAUGGAGAGACUGUCAAGUUUUUAAUAUAUCGCUCUAAUGAUCCAAUUGAAGAAAUGACCAUGCUCAACCUGUUUGACAACAAAUGUCCUAUAAAUAUUUUCGAAAUCCCUUCGAUAAUGAGGUCAAUUGCAUCAAAUUUAGAAUUUUCUCAGAUUCAAUCACUUCGAAAAGUGUCUAGAGGUAUCCGACACUGUGUUGACUAUAUCAAACCAGAUCCGCAUAUCCUUGUGUAUUUCAUGUUUCUCAAGAAUUCUUCGAGUGUUAAUAUUGAAGGAAUGAUAAAUGGAAAGAUUGAGGGAAACUACAAGGGAUCUCUGGAACAGGAUGCAGUUCAAAUUAACCUCCCUCAAUCUCCAGUUUUUUGGAAAUUCAAAAUACUCAUCAAAACCUGUUCAGCUGAAUACUUUCUUGCAUCAUUGGGAGAACCUUAUCGUGUCGUCAACAACCUCAAGUAUAUAUGGUUUUUCCGUAUUGAGAAUACAAUUGAGAAUACUCUGUUCUAUCUUCAUAUAAUGUUCGAACAAGGACCACUUCCAACUGGAGGCCGUUUGCAGUUUGCAAAAGUUCAUCAGAACGACACUCCAUUCUUUUGA